AUGUUGACAGCUAUGUUCUUGGCUGCUCUCAUUCUUAUUACAGUACAUUCGCAGGAAACUGAGGAAACCAUAACAUACACGCAAUGCACAGAUGGCUAUGAAUGGGAUCCUAUUAGGCAACGGUGCAAAGAUAUUGAUGAAUGUGAAAUAGUCCCAGAUGCAUGUAAAGGUGGGAUGAAAUGUGUUAACCACUAUGGAGGAUACCUCUGUCUACCUAGAACAGCACAAAUUAUUGUAAAUGAGCGAGAAGAAGCAGCAGCUGAAUCCACUAGUGGUCGAAACAACGUCAUUCGACGGACUCCAGCUGAUCCUCACCGUGCCCCUCCAAACCCAACUCAUCAAAUUCAGUGUGCAGCUGGGUAUGAGCAAAGUGAUCACAAUGUGUGCCAAGAUAUAGAUGAAUGUGCAACUGGAACCCAUAACUGUAGAUCUGACCAAGUAUGUGUCAAUUUAAGAGGGUCCUUCAGCUGCCAGUGUCCUCCAGGCUAUCAGAAACGAGGGGACCAAUGUGUUGACAUCGACGAAUGCACCCUGCCUCCUUAUUGCCACCACCGAUGCGUGAACACUCCUGGUUCCUAUUAUUGCCAGUGCAAUGCUGGUUUCCAGUUAGCAUCUAACAACCACACCUGUGUAGACAUAAACGAAUGUGAUGCCAAUAACCCAUGUGCCCAACAGUGUUACAAUAUACUGGGUUCCUUCAUCUGUCAGUGUAAUCCAGGAUUUGAGUUAAGCAGUGAUAGAAUCAACUGUGAAGACACCGAUGAAUGCAGAACCUCAAGUUAUAUGUGUCAGUAUCAGUGUGUGAAUGAACCAGGAAAAUUCUCAUGUGUCUGCCCUGAAGGAUACCAGGUAGUAGGAGGCAGAACAUGUCACGAUAUAAACGAGUGCGAGACUACUAACGAAUGCAGAGAGGAUGAAAUUUGCUGGAAUUACCAUGGAGGAUUUCGUUGUUACCCAAGAAAUCCUUGUCAAGAGCCCUAUGUCCUUACAUCUGAGAACCGCUGUGUCUGCCCCGUUUCAAAUGCCAUUUGCCGAGAGCUGCCUUACUCUGUUGUGUACAAAUACAUGAGCAUCCGUUCAGACAGAACAGUGCCCUCUGAUAUCUUCCAGAUCCAGGCAACCACUAUUUAUCCUAAUACUAUUAACACAUUCCGGAUCAAAUCUGGAAACGAAAAUGGAGAGUUUUACCUGAGACAAACAAGUGCCGUAAGUGCAAUGCUUGUACUGGUGAAAUCCCUAUCAGGACCAAGAGAACACAUUGUGGAUCUGGAGAUGCUAACAGUCAACAGUUUGAAUUAUCGUACAAGCUCGGUGUUAAGAUUAACAAUAAUAGUGGGACCUUACGCAUUUUAG
This is a messenger RNA of Egretta garzetta (little egret), 1353 nucleotides long. It is a transcript of the gene EFEMP1, whose product is annotated as EGF containing fibulin extracellular matrix protein 1. Bases 1 to 1353 code for a protein of 450 amino acids. Lineage: Eukaryota; Metazoa; Chordata; Aves; Pelecaniformes; Ardeidae. The transcript has 10 exons. Gene Ontology annotation, molecular function: calcium ion binding. The record is from RefSeq and is a predicted model, not a curated record.